Molecule: messenger RNA, 3545 nt
Organism: Oncorhynchus gorbuscha (pink salmon)
Lineage: Eukaryota; Metazoa; Chordata; Actinopteri; Salmoniformes; Salmonidae
Product: matrilin-4-like
Exons: 12
Coding region: 279-1886 (535 amino acids)
Molecular function (GO): calcium ion binding
Source: RefSeq, a predicted model, not a curated record
ACAAAAUAAUUGUUGAGACCAGGCUUAACAACCGCACAACAUAAAAGGACGAUCUCAUUUUUCCCUGCUUGGUGACUUUGGAGAGGCUUGGAUACCACUGCUUUUGCACAGACAUUUUGUGAGUCAUAGCGGGAGUUUCGUGUGUGUGGAAGUCGCAUUUACCGCAGUACCUGUUCCAUUCCGACGGCCGAGGUUCUGUCCUACCCAGCACCGUCGCCAGUGUGAAGCCUGCCUAAACUCAGCCCGAGAGGUCCGGCUCCCAGCCCAGCACCCUGAACAUGAGACAGCUGUGUAUCUGUGUGUCUGUCCUGCUAGCCUUGGCCACCAUGGCUGUGGCUAGGCCUAAAGAAGGACUGGAGCAGAAGUGCAAGUCUGGCCCAGUGGACCUCAUGUUCAUUAUUGACAGCUCUCGAAGUGUGCGGCCCCACGAGUUUGAGACCAUGCGCAAGUUCAUGAUCGACAUCAUCCACACGCUGGACAUGGAGGCGAAUGCCACCCGAGUGGGCGUAGUGCAGUACUCCAGCCAGGUCCAGAACGAAUUCUCUCUCAAGACCCAUGGCAAGCUGCAGGGCAUGGUGAAAGGCAUCAAUGAGAUCGUCCCCCUGGCGCAGGGCACCAUGACGGGCCUGGCCAUCAAGUACGUCAUGAACCAUGCCUUCACGGCAGCCGAGGGCGACCGACCCAAGGUGCCCAAUGUGGCCGUCAUCAUAACGGACGGGCGGCCGCAGGACCGGGUGGCGGAGGUAGCAGCCGAGGCUCGAGACAAGGGAAUCGAGAUCUAUGCGGUGGGCGUUGCUCGGGCGGAUAUGACCUCGCUGCGUGCUAUGGCGUCGCCGCCCAUCGAGGACCAUGUCUUCCUGGUGGAGUCUUUUGACCUGAUCUACCAGUUUGGCCUGCAGUUCCAGGACAAGCUCUGCGGGAUGGAUCUGUGCCUGGAGUCUGACCAUGGCUGUGAGCACCUCUGUGAGAGCUCCCCUCGUUCUUUCCACUGCCUGUGUCUGCCAGGGUACACUCUCAACGAGGAUGGCAAGACCUGUAAAGUCAGAAAUUUGUGUGAUGGUGUGGAGCAUGGCUGUGAGCACCAGUGUAUCAGUACACCAGACUCCUACUACUGCAUCUGCCCUGAGGGACAGCUACUGGCGGAGGAUGGCAAGGGCUGCCGAACCUGCAGAUCGGCCAACAUUGACCUGGUCCUCCUCAUCGAUGGCUCCAAGAGCGUGCGUCCCCAGAACUUUGAGCUAGUCAAGCAGUUUGUCAACCAGGUGGUGGACUCCCUGGAUGUCUCCGCCCAUGGGACUCGAGUGGGCCUAGUGCAGUACUCCAGCCACGUGCGCACAGAGUUCGCUCUCAAAAUGUACGAGAAGGCAGAUGACAUCAAGAAGGCAGUGAUGAACGUGGAGUACAUGGAGAAGGGCACCAUGACGGGCCUGGCCCUCAAGCACAUGAUGGAGAACAGUUUCUCGGAGGCCGAGGGUGCCCGCAAGAACAUCCCUCGCGUGGGCCUGGUCUUCACUGACGGCCGCUCUCAGGAUGACAUCACUGAGUGGGCCAAGAAGGCCAAAGAAGAAGGUAUCACCAUGUAUGCUGUUGGUGUUGGGAAGGCCGUGGAGGAUGAGCUGCGUGAGAUUGCCUCAGAGCCACUAGACAAGCACUUCUUCUAUACCACUGACUUCACUUUCAUCAACCAGAUAGCCGAGAACCUCAAGCUCAAUGUCUGUGCAGAGGAGAGCCAGGGAGAGAUUGAGGUGAAAGACCCAUGUGCCUGUGAGAGUCUGGUUGAGUUCCAGCAAGCAACAAUUUCCACUCUGGAGCAGCUGAAAACAAAACUGGCGGGUAUGACUGCACAAUUGGAGGACAUGGAGAACAAGCUGCUGUCACGAAAAUGAGGGAUGUCAUUCAAGUAACCCAACGAGAAUAAGGAGAUGCUUUGAGCAUAGAAUAAUUUUCCUGUCAAGAAUGUAACAGUAAAAACAAAAGUCCUAUCAAUGUCGACUUUCCAUGAUGUAAAUGACCCAAAACAAUAUUUUAUGUAGAAUAUCUUAUUUCAGUGCAUGAAUGUGGACAUGCAAUGGACUUAAGUCAUGUCAAGCACAUCCAUACUUAAUGUAGACAUAAGCACAGGCAACUAGAAAAUACAGCCAUUGCUUAUAACUUAAAGCUCCAAUAUGCAACUUUUUGGGCACCCAACCAAAUUCACAUAGAAAUAUGAGUUAUAGAUCUGUCAUUGAAAGUCUAAGAAGCUGGUAGAUCGGUUCUAUGCUUCCCAUUUUAAAGUUUUGUUUGUGACUUUUUACUUUCAUUUUUGUACAUCUUCAAACAGCUGAAAAUAAAAUAUUAUUGGUUAUGGAAAAUAUAUUUCACAACGGUUUACAUGGUACAAUGAUACUCUACACUAUAAUGUCACUAUGAACUUAAAUUAGGCUAUUAGAAUUUUAGCAACCAGGAAAUGCCGGUGCGAUGUCUCCAUAGUGCGUCUUAAAUACACAGUAUUUUUCCAUUGUCACACCAGACAGUUUUUAUUUGUGCUCCAUUUAUCCUUAAUAUGUUUUAUAUGGUUUGUUAAUGUAAUGUGUUUAUAGCAAGUUUGAUACCAGUAGUAAAUAACUGGGGGAAAAAUAAUUAAUAAGUAUUAUUACCACUUCAAAUUCAGACGCAUUUUCUCAUAGAAAGUAAUAUAAUCCAAUAUUUUUAGAGGAAUAAAUGAUAAGAGAGUCGUAAAGAACACAAAAUGAGGGUUCCUGGUUUCACAAAAGUGAAACCAAGCAUCACAAAAUUACCUAGAUCACAGCAAAACAUUACUGUCAAGAGGAUGAGAAAGUUCUGUAUAAAUUUGAGCUCCAAAAAGACAUCCUAAAUGAGUAAUUAAGAUCACAUUGAUUGUCUUACUUUGUAACUAUUUAUGAAGUUGAAUGAGGUCAUGAAUAUACUGGUAUAUUAUGUGAAAUCAAAAUACCACCACAAAGGAAGGGAAGUUUACACCCAACUUUUGCUGUUGGGUGUAAACUUAAGCAAUAAGCCCCGAGCAGGUGUGGUAUAUGUUCUUACGCAUGACACAACGCGGGGUGCCUGGACACAGCCCUUAGCCGUGGUAUAUUGGCCAUAUAUCACAAACCCACAAGGUGCCUUACUGCUAUUAUGAACUGGUUGCCAAUGUAAUUAGAGAAGUAAAACUACAUGUUUUGUCAUACCCGUGGUAAAUGGUAUGAUAUACCACAGCUGUCAGCCAAUCAGCGUUCAGGGCUCGAACCACCCUGUUUAUCAUUUAUUUUAAAUGGAGUGAGCUUUUACAGUUGAACUGAUUUGCCCUAUCUUUGAAGCAUUUUACUGCAUUUUCUUGAGACCGAGAGAAUAUCACUCAGCAAUGUAAAUGAACAAGAGGGCCUUUUAGUUUCUUUAUUUAGUCUUGUAUUAAACGACCAUGUGAUAGGGAAGAUUUAUACUCCUAUAUUUGGUUACCUGUACUUUUUGUAUUUUUUCUAAUAACCUUUUUCUGUAAUGGUUGAAGACUCUAUUCUGGCACAGAUGGUAAUAAAGACUGAACUGUU